UCAAGCAGAGCAUUCUUAGUUCUAAACUGCUGGACCACCCUUACUGUAAAAGUCCACUGGAUGCUCCCUUGGUAUGCAGUGAACUCAAAGUAGAAAACCAAAUGGCAGGUGGCAAGAGCAGCCAGACAGCGUCUCCAGUGGAUGAUGAGCAGCUCUCAACCUGCCUUUCUGGAUUCCUAGAUGAAGUUAUGAAAAAGUAUGGAAGUCUGGUCCCACUCAGUGAAAAAGAUGUCCUUGGGAGGUUAAAAGAUGUUUUUAAUGAAGACUUUUCUAAUAGAAAACCAUUUAUCAAUAGGGAAAUAACAAACUACCGGGCUAGACAUCAAAAGUGUAACUUCCGAAUCUUCUACAAUAAGCACAUGCUGGAUAUGGAUGAUCUGGCAACUUUGGAUGGUCAAAAUUGGUUGAAUGACCAGGUUAUUAAUAUGUAUGGCGAGCUGAUAAUGGAUGCAGUCCCAGACAAAGUCCACUUCUUCAACAGCUUUUUCCAUAGACAGCUGGUAACCAAAGGCUAUAAUGGAGUUAAGAGAUGGACUAAGAAGGUGGACUUAUUUAAAAAAAGUCUUCUGUUGAUUCCCAUUCACCUGGAGGUCCACUGGUCUCUCAUUACCGUGACACUCUCCAGUCGGAUUAUUUCAUUUUAUGAUUCCCAAGGCAUUCAUUUUAAAUUCUGUGUAGAGAAUAUAAGAAAGUAUUUGCUGACUGAAGCCAGAGAAAAAAACAGACCUGAGUUUCUUCAGGGUUGGCAGACUGCUGUUACAAAGUGUAUUCCACAACAGAAAAAUGACAGUGACUGUGGAGUCUUUGUGCUCCAGUACUGCAAGUGCCUCGCCCUAGAGCAGCCUUUCCAGUUUUCUCAAGAAGACAUGCCUCGUGUGCGGAAGAGGAUCUAUAAGGAGCUGUGUGAGUGCCGGCUCCUGGACUGAGACUCACUCAGCAGGGACUCCAGAAGGCGCCAUGAUGGAGCAGAGGGCUUGUUACUUGAAUCUCCAAACACUUACUGAAUCUUUACAGAUAUUUCAGAUUGGUGGUAUUGGGCCACUUAUUGUUACCUCAGAUUUAUUUUUGCCCUUCAUUUCUCCUGCUAUCAUGUACUUUUUUUUAAUGUUCAAUUUAGUUUCAUUUUUAACUUUAUGAAUUCCAUAUGUCCCUCCCAUAUUUAAUAUUUAUUAUCCAAACGCAUGCAUAUAGACAGAGCAUGCAGUAAAAGAGUAUUAAAAAAAAAAAGCCUAGUAGAUUUGGCAGCUUUUGAAACAUAGUUAGAUGUGAACUGAAUACAGGUUUAAAAGUUAACCCCAGAACCUAAAAAUGCAAGAUGUUUUUGAUACAGCAUAGCUCAGAGUAGAUGUUCCCUAAGGCAUAAAGGGUAGCUAGGAGUGCUGUGGAAAAGCCAGUCAUGUUCGCUUAUACCAGCAGUGCCUCCUGCUGCUCUCUCUCAGAUGAGUCUCCAGCAUGAGAUGCAUUCCUUCUGAAGGUGAGAGGGGCUGUUCUGCUUAGGGAUAUGGUGCUUGCAAGCACAGUGCUGACUGGAGAAGAGGUAAGGUAUGAGAAAAAAAGGCAGUGUCCUUGGGUGCCAGUUACCUUAUUUUUAAAAGGUUGGGGGAGGGGUUAUUUUGUUGUUUUGAGACAAAGUCUCACUAUGUAGCCCAAGCUGUCCUGGAGCUCACAGUAGCUAGGCUGGCCUCAAACUCAAGCUAAACCUGUCUGUCUCCCCAGUGUUGGUAAUAUAGGUACAUACCGAUACACUCUACACUAAGAGUCCCAUUUUGGUUUUAAGAAUUAUAAUAUAUAGAUUAAAUCUCAUAAAGGCUUUUCCUGAGACAUUGAAUUUUCUUGGAUUUUUUUUCUGGGUUUGACUUGUGAAAAAAAACUUAGCAUCCAUUAAACUCAUAGUUAAAUAAAUGAGAAUUUGGCUUUUCAUGGAAGUAAUUUGCUAGUUACCACCUCUUUGUGUUGCUGCCCUUGUACUCCAAGGCAUUUAAGAUUUACCAAAAAUGUUCUUACUUCAAGGCAUAUAAAAUACAAAUAC
Mastomys coucha (southern multimammate mouse) is the source of this 2029-nucleotide messenger RNA. It is a transcript of the gene Senp5, whose product is annotated as SUMO specific peptidase 5. Gene Ontology annotation, biological process: protein desumoylation. The coding region runs from base 102 to 926 and encodes 274 amino acids. Gene Ontology annotation, molecular function: deSUMOylase activity. The record is from RefSeq and is a predicted model, not a curated record. NCBI's taxonomy places the organism in Eukaryota, Metazoa, Chordata, Mammalia, Rodentia, Muridae. Gene Ontology annotation, cellular component: nucleus. The transcript has 9 exons.